CCCGUAUAAAUUUUUACUCCAAUCCCCAUCCCGCAUCACGCCCUCAAACAGCAGCAACUCGCUGCAACCGGCGCAACAAACACAACCCACACCCCCCACGCGACCAUGAUUUGCCGAACCUGUCUCCGGCGAGCCGCAGGCCUCGCCUCCCAGCAAAUAACAGCACGGCCGCUCGCGCGGACAGCACCGCCGGCGGCGGCGACGGCAACGGCAACGGCAACGGCGGCACGGGCCUUCAGCACAACCUCGGCCACGCGCAACGCCGCGCCGACACCGAACCCCCCCCAACAAGCGGCGACGUCCGGCCCGGCCGAAUCGUCGACGCCAGACCUGACGCCGCUCACCCCUCCCCCGGCGGCCGAUGCGAAACCGGCACCGAUCUCGUCCUGCCCGGAGGGCACCGUCCUCAACGGGCUGAACUACUUCAAGGGCAAGAGCGAUCCCGUCGCCCUCGCCGACGACGCCUACCCGGCCUGGCUGUGGAAGUGCCUGGAGGUGCAGAAGAAGACGGACGCGACCGACACCGCGGACGCAGGGGAUGAGUUCUCCAAGUCCAAGAAGCAGCGACGUCUGGCGCUGAAGCGGCAGCGGCAGCAGGAGGCGCGGAUCCUGGCGUCGGGCGACCUCGAGGCCCUGGUGCCCAAGAUCCCGCUGCAGAAGCAGACCGUCAACCUGCCGGCGGCCGAGCCGGGCAACGUGGCGCAGGCGAUCGAGGCGGUCGACAAGCGCGAGGAGCUGCGCAAGGCGAUGCGCAAGGAGCGGCGCGCCAAGAUCAAGGAGAGCAACUACCUCAAGGCCAUGUGAGCUUGCUUGCUUGCUUGCUGGCGCCGUAUCCGAGGGGUUGGGCAGCAGAGUAUUAUUCUACAUAUGUUUGCUGUGUGGCUUGCUGCUCGGGAGAGCGACAUGAGACUCCGAGGGCCCGGGCGGGCCGUUGAUGGCGGGCGAUGGCAGUCAGUCUAAUGCUGUGUACAAACAGUGUGUAUUGUAUGUGUAUUCUUCGUGUUGAGACACAUUUAUCAGACCACGGCAAUAGAUCUUUUUGGUUUCCACGGAAAUCAUCGCACCC
This is a messenger RNA of Thermothelomyces thermophilus ATCC 42464, 1066 nucleotides long. RefSeq lists its product as uncharacterized. The transcript has 2 exons. Gene Ontology annotation, cellular component: mitochondrial large ribosomal subunit. The record is from RefSeq and is a predicted model, not a curated record. Gene Ontology annotation, molecular function: structural constituent of ribosome. The coding region runs from base 106 to 804 and encodes 232 amino acids. NCBI's taxonomy places the organism in Eukaryota, Fungi, Ascomycota, Sordariomycetes, Sordariales, Chaetomiaceae.